Molecule: messenger RNA, 267 nt
Organism: Thelazia callipaeda (thelaziosis nematode)
Lineage: Eukaryota; Metazoa; Nematoda; Chromadorea; Rhabditida; Thelaziidae
Source: the annotation of a GenBank genome assembly
AUGCUGAGCAUGCUAACUAGUGGAAAUCAAGCUAACGAAGUUGAUGGAGCCGUUAGUGGCCGUAAAUGUGUCUAUUAUGUAUUGUCUCGUUUCUAUUUCCAUGGUCUGGUCAAUCCUAUCGUACCAAGCAGCACAUCUGGGCUUGGUUCACCACAAAACACCAAGAAUGUAAGCUGUAGUAAUACACCAACCGAUUCACAUCGACGUUCAUCGGAUCUUUACUCGCCGAAUUCAUCAUCGAAACAAAUUCAUAAAGAAAGGCAAUAA